CGAAGACUGAAGCAGUAUCAUAUCAGAGCAAUCAGCUUGGUUAAUCGCAUGACUUUAAUUCUUCUGCUGCUGCUCAUUUUCCGUGUGAAGUUCUACAGUAUUCUUCCGAGGCUGUCCUGUUAUCAUGUUUGAAUGGCUUGUCGCGUAGUGCGAAAGGGAUUCGCGUCGAACAGAAUAAGGAUAAAGUUGGCGGUAGUACAAAGAAAACCGGCUUUUAACAUGUCUGUUAUAGUCGUGCAACCAAAAGCAGCCAACGCAAAAAUGUUUCUUUUUUGGCCGUUCGUCUGUUUUUUUCUGGCUGUACAGGAGAAAUCUGUGGCCUCUAUCGAUGGACCGCUAACGGAUGCAGGACAAUCAGGCACCUUCCCACACUUUUCCUUCGACCCGAUGACCCCGGAACAGUGCGCCCGACAAUUUACUGCCCAUUGCGCACCGCCAAACCUUACCGCUGCCAACUGCACCUUGAACUACGUGCAGAUCCACUGUGAUAAUCAAGCGAACGACGAAGAAAUCCGUCAACUCGCCCAAUCUUUUUCGCAGUCACCACAGCGUGCUGUCUUCGUCAGCUUGACGGACAGACCAUCCCUGAACUUUGAUAUAUCACCCGUUCGGAACAACACCGUCAUGUUGCAUCUGUAUAACUGCGUCUCUCCGCGCACUACCUAUAAACUGGCGGGGCCUGGUUUCGCCAAUCUGUGGGACUUUCAGCUGCACAACUGCCAGGAUAUUGUGGUGAGAAAAUACGACUUUUCGUGGACAUCGGAGCUCCGGUCGAUCCAGUUCGUCAACACGACAAUGCGGUCCUUGGAACAAGACUCAUUCACGGAUCUGCCAGCGUUGCGAAUGCUAUCACUGGAACGGGGAUUCAGCGAAAUGUCGCAGUUUAGUGUACAGGUGGCCGAUUAUCUCCAGCAGUUGCACUGUGCCUAUGAAUACCAAUGGUUCAGAAAAUGGUGGCCGGGCAGUCAGCUAUUGCGCCGGGCGAAGGCCGGAGAAAUAUUUCGGAUGCCAGUGCUGUCGUGGGAAAACGAAGAGAUUGGAAAGCGAGACGUGUAUUUACCGAUUGACUGCGCAGCGUUUCCAAACGGCUCGCAAGCAAUUAAUUUUUCUCAGGAGCCAUUUUCAAUAAAUGAAGACCGAUCGUCGAAUGCUUCUUUAUCCUUGACGGCAGUCAGGGAUCGACCGGAAAUUGUAAUGGAAUCAGCGGAUGGGGCAGUCACAUUUUUGGAAGUUAAUGCAACUUCUAAAGUUGACUUGGUUCUGAAAGGAAAUGUUUCCGCCGGCCAGCACGUCAACUUCCGAGAUUUGCUUGGAGGUACGCACUAUUUCAUCCGCGCGAGGCUGCUACAGAAUGGUCGGAAUGUAGUGCGCUUAUUUAAUGAAUUUACUUAUCCCUUUCCUCCCGUUGAUAUUAGUGCCAGCGAGAACCUGACCUCCACGGACAGCAUUACGCUGGAAUGGUCCAUACCGUUCAACACUCGCAUUGAAGGCUACCAGAUUCUGUACCAACGCGACGAUGGCGGUGCAGUCUCGCCCUCACCGGAUCUGAAAAUAGUCAACGUUUCCAACGCGAUCGCCACGAGCUUCAAUGUGACAGGAUUAGAACCAGGCACAACGUAUUCAUUCCGAAUGAGAAGUUUUGUGGGAAAUGUUUCCAGUGUGGAGACACCCGCUGUCUUGUACUGCACUCGUCCGCUCAAGCCCAGCUUCAUCGUGCAAACUUUACCGGGCAAACUGAUACUGCAACUUCAACGACCAACUAAUUCCACAAAGUACUACCGCGUGAAAUUGUUGAACCUGGAUGUGAAAGAUGCACCAGUGCGUGAAAUCAUCAUUCCCAGUGAUCCAGUGGUUGUCAACCACUCUAUUGGCAUUGAUUAUGAAGGAGCGACGUACGAGGUCCGUGUGGCAGCUGUUGCUUGUGACCUGCUCAGCGAAGAAGUGUCGCAGACUGUCCAUUCCUUGCCCCCGCCUGUAACCUUUUACUGGCCUCCGACCGAGUGUAGCCCUACCUCCAUCUCAUUUGCCGUUAGUGACGACUGGAAAGUACAUAGACACCGUGGCAUCUUCACGCGAUUCGUGUUCACAACGGAUGGGAUUCCGCCUGUAUAUGUUUUGCCGAACGCUGUGGACAGGCUUGUGGUGGAGUUGACCGGUCUCAGUCCUGGGAUCAAUCAUGAAAUCCUCGGAUGGACAGAGCGAGGGGAAGUCCAAAGUGAAAAGCGGUCUAUGACGGUGCAACUUAAGCCUAACAACGUCGCCGUGAUCAAGGUUACCAAUACCACCACCAAUAGUAUUGAUUUUACAUGGGAACCCCCAGCCGGGAUGUUCGACGAGUUGUCGAUCGAUCGCUUCUACUAUGGCCGAUCAGUACGCCAUUAUGGAGGGAUAGAUUCCGCAGCUAACACGGAUUGCUUCCCAGUGCGGUCUACUUAAUAAACGCGAUGGCCCGUAGUGGCACUCAUUACAGUCCAUUCUGGGCAACAUCUUUCGCAAUUUUCAAGUCAGUGAGAGCCAAGACUCCGGCAUUUUGCGGUUCUUAAGUGGAAUUCUGUUAACUUAAUGUACUCGUAUAACAUGGACCCCGAUACUAUUUUUCCCGUUUCAAAACACUUUUAUCGCCAGUAGGGUGAGAGUUGAGCCGUCCAGCAUAAAUUAACUGCACCUGUCGCAGUACUCAGUCUGAGGAACUUAUUAAAGCUCCUGAGAAAAAAAC
Messenger RNA from Paramacrobiotus metropolitanus, 2716 nucleotides. RefSeq lists its product as uncharacterized. Gene Ontology annotation, molecular function: protein binding. The record is from RefSeq and is a predicted model, not a curated record. The transcript has 10 exons. Lineage: Eukaryota; Metazoa; Tardigrada; Eutardigrada; Parachela; Macrobiotidae. Bases 133 to 2436 code for a protein of 767 amino acids.